Astrephomene gubernaculifera is the source of this 6468-nucleotide messenger RNA. Lineage: Eukaryota; Viridiplantae; Chlorophyta; Chlorophyceae; Chlamydomonadales; Astrephomenaceae. The record is from the annotation of a GenBank genome assembly.
CACAACUAUUAGGCGACUACACUGUACUUUUAACUACUUUUGCUCCGUGGCAUCACUUAUCUAUCCUUUCGACUUCCGCUUGGACACGGCACGAUACAACACCUUCACAAUGAUUUGUGUGUAAUCUAAUACUACCGAGGCCAAACGAUUGUAUCAUAAUCAACGUUGGGUGCGUUUGCCAGCUGGGCGCAUUACUGGAAACGGGCCGGCUUCCACCAAAGAGGUUUCAGCAGCAGCAAUCCCAGCCCUGAGGUUCCUACUUUCAUGAUUACAACCUGAUGAGUUGGUAGUGGUGGGGGCCCCGCGGGCGGGCGCACAUCUAUCCCCAGCUGCCCGCCCGCGGGCCCUGCUGCUGGGUAGUCAGCCUUAACCAGGCCAGUACAGACAAACCCUGCAGAUACAUUUGCAGCGCUUGCUUAGCGGCGAAGUCAAACUCCACAGCUGUUAAACAUCGCCCGGGGCAUCCCAUUCGUCGGGUUGCCACCGUCGGCGUACGGCUGGGCGUGUGGCCCUGAGGAGUCCGCCGCAGCAUCUUAGAGCAGCACUUCAGGGUUAGCGCUUGGGCCGGCGCGGCCCGCGUCAUGUUCGCAAAUGAGUACCAGGGCGGGACGCAUGUGGAGGUGCUGAGCACGCAGGGCCAGAACCCGCUCGCCCAAUGGAAGGUCGUCGGACCGCAAAAGGGACUCCAGAAAGUCUUCGACAAGGCGGUGAAGGGCAAUGUGUUCGCCAGCAGCGGCGUCUGCCGACUGGCGCUGCCCCGGGACGAGCGCGGCUCGCUGGGCCUCACGCAGCCGCACCUGCUGCUGCAGCUGGCGAUCGGAGUGGGUGUUCCCUUCAGCCUGGAGGUGGGCCUGACGGACAGCACCUGCACCCGGCGCCGGGUGAUCCUGUCCGCCUCCUUCUCGGAACUCAAGUGCACUCCGCUGCACUGCCAGGUUCCCUUCACCUCCCUGCCCCGCGACGUCUGGCUCAACCUAGUCCUGCCGCUACCCGAGCUAGCAGUGGCGCUGUUCCGAAGCAGUCCGGGGAGCAACAGCGGGGGGACAGCUCCGGGAGGAGCGGCGGGAGGGGCAGGUGGUACGGCAGCAGGGGGUGGCGGCAGUACGGCAGGUGGUACGGCAGGCUCAGCGGCGGCGGGGGCGGGGGCGUCGUCGUGGUAUCGGUCGCUUGACUGUUUGCAGCUGGCUGGCUCGUGUCGGUUGCGGCGCAUCUGCACACUGCGGGACCCGCCGCAGCUGCCACCUGACGAGGCGGGUGUCCCAUUCAACCAGCCGUGCCUCCCCAAGUCCCUAGACUUUCCCGCGGGCGUGGACUUCCAAACCCUGCAGCUAGAUCCGCGCAGCCUCACAUUCGUGCCGUUGGGGUACGGCUACGGCAGUGGCACGGGACCCGGCUCUAGUGCCGGCGGCGCCGGAGCCGCUGGGGGCGCCGCUCUUGGCGUCGUGGGCACCUCGACGGGGUCCACAAGAAGACAAGCAGCCGGGAGUGCAGGCGUUACGCCGCCUGUCGGCGGCGGCGUUGGCGUUACGUCGCUGACACUAACCGCAGCUGCGAACGGUCGAGGGACGCCACUCGGCAACGGCAGGACGGGCGCAAUUGGCGGCAAUGGUGGUGGUGGGGGUGUCAGUGGUGGCAUGGAUGAGGACGGAGCCGUUAUCAGCCCCACUCGGCAUGUUGACGGAAUGGGGGGGCUGCGGGCGACUGGGAUGCCGUACCUGGCCGGCGGCGGCUGUGACGUGGCAGCAGCGGGGCUGACCCAUGGGUCGCCGACAGGGCAGUCGACGCCGACGGCGCGCGGCAGCGGAAACGGCACUGGGAACGGCGGCGGCGGCGGAGGAGUGGGCUAUGUGGGGCAUUAUGGUUCCGGAGGCGCAGCAGGCGGGCACCUGGGGUCUGCUGGGGAGCAUGUGGUGCCUAGCAGGCUUGGUCGCUUUGCCGCAGCUUACGGCACCGGCGGCGGCAGCAGCAGCCCAAACGGCGGUCCAAGCACCACCGCAGCAGCAGCAGGUUUCCUACCGCUGCCAGGUUUCGGAGCCCCUGGCGCCCCUGCCGUACAUGGACCCCCCACCACGGGCCCGUCCAGUGGACUACCUCCCAGUGGGCGGUUACCCCCGGUCAACGGAGCGGUCGCCAUGCCCUCUGGCAAUGCUGACAACGGCAACCGCAGCGGCAGCGGCGAUAAUUCGCCGUUCGGAGGCCGUCGGGCCCUAUCUGCGCAAACCAUCGUACGGUACGGGCAAACCGUUGACGGCGCCGUGGGAGGUACCGCCGACGGCGCUGGCGGCGUGGCUGCGGCUGCGGCGGUGUUGGCGGGGGGCGGCGGCAUGGGGGCGGUUGCGGGCGGCGUGGGCGGCGGCGUGGGGUUUCGAACUCUGUGGCCGCGGUCUGUGAUCGGCAAGCGGGCGCAGAGUGGGCCGGCCAGGAUUAGCACGGAGGCGUUGACGCAGGCUGCCACCCAGCCGCCCCGGAAAGGCCCCCCCGACUGGAGCUACGGUGCCGAGGGGCCCUUGAAGGGUCUUGGCGACACAGUGGCACCCCCGGAUACCCCCACCUCCCCCUCCCUGGCUCCUCGCCACGUCCGUCGCGUCCACAACACCAGCAACCUCCCACCCACCAUCAUCGAACACGAGGCCAUGCCCCCCACCCACACCGCCAUGGGCUCGACCCCAGCCGGCUCCACUGCCCGGUCACCCAACCGCAGCCCUUCAAGGUUGAGACACCACCCCAUCACUGGCGGCGGCGGCGGUGCCGCCGCAGCAGCCGCACGUGCAGGCGGCGAGCCCGCCACACCCUCCCUGCCGCUGUUGAGGGUAACCCGCGCGGAUGUAGCCCCCUCGCGGGAGCCCUCCUCGCCCGCAACGGCAGCUGCAACCGGCGGCAGCAGCUCUCCUCCCUUCACACAGCAGCUCUCAUCCGUUCUCACCGUCCGAGGCGGCCUGGACGCCUCCCUAGACUUUGCGUCGCAGCAGCAGCUGAUGGAGGGAAGCUGCUGCUCGCCUUCCAUUCUGUCGUCCCUCACGCGCGGGGGAUCCAAUCCGCUGAUGCAUACCCACCGCUAUGGAGGGAGUGCUGCCGGCGGUGGCGGUGGCGGUGGCGCAGUCACCGCUGCUGCUACCGUCCCGGGUACCUCGGGUGACCUUUGGCUGGACUCUGACGACGACGCGGCGGUGGGUUGUGGCGGAGGUAUGUCCUCCACUGCGACGGUUAGUGAGCCGUUGCCGGCAAAGGUGGGGAAGGUCCGGACACGGGUGCCAGGCGGCGGAGGCUCGAGUAGCGGGGCAGCAGGGAAAGGUGGUGGUGGUGGAGCGGGAGGAGGCGGGGGUAAUACGGCGAAUGGCGGCGGAGGCGGCGGCUGGGGUGCAGCAGCGGGUACGGCGGGAGCAACAGCAGCGGCUUCCGCUGCGGGCCGCAGAGUUCCGCUUUCCGCUGCUCUCACACAAGACGCAGACACACCCACACGUGCCACGCGAGCAGCAGCCGCAGCAGCAGGCGCUGCAGGUCCUGCCACGAACCCAGCGGUGGCUGCCAUUGCGGCGGCUGCUUCCGCCGGGCAAAACGGCCGGAGCAGUCCCGCGGGGACGCCCUCCCGGACAGCUACACGCUUGACGCCGCCGCACGGCUCUAACGCGGCUCCGGGGUCCAGUCCCUUCGCGCCCGGGCGGCAGCGAGGCAGGGAGGAAAGCAACUCCGGUGCUGCUCGGCCCGCAGCCGCCGCCGCUGCUGCUGCUGCUGCUGGGGGUACCUGUGGUAAGCCGCCGACUGGUGCCGCGUCCCCGGCGCGACAGCGCGCAGCAGCGACGCCGCCGCGCGGCGCAGCCGCGUCGCGCAUUCCUCCUCGACCUGGGUUGCCGUACGCGGAAGGCCGCGAGCGGCUGCCUCCGCUAGCUGGCGGCAGCGGCACCGCUGGCGGUCGCGGCGGCGGUGGUGCUGCCGCCGCAACAGCCGGCGGAGGCGGAGGCGCGGGGCGUGGAAAGGGGGGGCCGUCUAAGCGGGGCUCACGCGUUAUAAACCGCUCGGUUACCUCCACCACAGCGACGUCGGAGGUUGAUGUGGAGGAGUCCAUUGCGCUGAAUGCGGGCAUGUGGGGCGGUUUCGGAGUGGACGAAGAUGAUGACAUGUUGGGCUCGCGACACUUCCGAGCGGGCCCAAGUCAAACCCGGGGUGCUGGCGGCGGAGGUGAGGGCGAUGUGAACUCGGGGUCCGAUGGGGACAUUGGCGUCGUGGACACCCUGUCACCGGAUCCUCGGAGAGGCCCCAGCGGAGCCGGCGUGUUUGCUGCCAAUGCAUGGGCUGGCGCUCGUGGCCUGCCGCCGGUAGGUGCCGGCGGCCCGUCGCCACCGGUGACGGCGGCCGGCGGCGCGCGAGGGGGCGCAUGGGCGGCGGGGAGUCAUGGAGGCGAGGACUUGCCGUCGCCGCCGCCGCACCGUAACCUGCCGUACAAUGCCGGCGCCGUCGGGCCCAUGUCACCGCCUAUUCGACGCAGUACAGCCCGCGUGGAGAUCUCGUCGUCCCGUCAGCCGGAUCGCGGGUACGACAGGGAGGACGAUGACGAGUACGACAUGACGUCACGGGGUGCGACGGGUACGACACGGAAUGCAUCCAUGGCUGGCUUCUUUGGUGUUGGAAGUGGCGUAGGCGCCGGCAGCGGUGGCAACAUGCAGCGGGACAGCGAUGGUGGCGAUUCGUUGUUCAACAACCUUGACCGUUUACUUGACGAGGAGGCGCUGUUGGCUGGAUACGGCCAUGAUUUGGGACGUUACGACGACUGGGUUAGGCCGCUGGACCCCCGGGGACCCUCCGCGCCCGCCGGAGGCUCCAACCAUCCUGCCCAACGCGCCUUCACGCCUCCCAUCGUGCCAGCUAGUAGAGCUCUUGGCGUGGCGGGGGCCAAUGCCGGCAGCGGAGGGGCAAUAGCAGCCGCAACCGCAGCAGCAACAGCAGGAGGGCCGCGCAAGUCGACGUCCAUGGUGGCAGGGGCAGGGGCAGGAGGGGAGGCGGGCGCGGGCGCGGGGUCAGGGGCGCAGGUUUUGCGAGUGGGCGGUGGAGGUGUGGUUGCGGCUGCGGGCGGUGAGGCCAUGUUGGAUCUGGUGUACGACCCUGUUCUGAACUGCUACUACGACAGCACCACGGGACAGUACUAUGAGCUUAAGACCUAGUUAAGACCUAGUUCAAAGGCUGCUCAGCUGCUGCUGCUGCUGCUGCUGCUGCUGCGGAGGAGGAGGAGGAGGAGGCGUCGAAACACACGUAUGGCUUGACAUGAUCUCGACAUCUUGGCAUGUCCGCACGGCAACUUCUUUCUGAUGUCUGCUGACCCUGAGGAUGUUAGAAGACUCUCAGAUGCCGGAGGACUCUUGAGGGCAGCGUCGGGAGGUGCGGACGUUGCGUGGAGGCGUCAGGCAGCAAUGCAGGCAGUCUGACGGGACACCAGGUGAUGGCGGUGACCCAUGGGACAUCAGGUGAUGAAGGUGACCCACGGGACACCUUGAAGGCCCGUUGCUCGGCAUCUCGACAUGCAUGCUUGCGCAGCGCUGCGGCUUUCACAUUGUAGGAUUAUGCGUUCACGACCUAGUUAAACAUGUGUAUAUAGAGAGACAGAGUGCCGCUGACGAACAGGGGGACGGAAGCGGGUGUGUUAAGAAAACUGGCCGCGAGUAGGAACGUGUGUGUACGUGUGUGUGUGUGUGUGAGCAUCGGGGGAUGCAUUCUUUGGAGACAAGGAAGGUGACAAGAUGAGUGGGUGAAGGAAGACGGUCUAGAGGGACUGUGAAAACUCCUUGACGGUGAGCGGAUGAGCGCGGAUGAGCACGCGGCAGUAUAUGCGUGUGACGUUUCUAGUUCUGCAAACUGUGCAACACCCGUUUGGCACGGCUAACGACCUUUUGUCUUUAUGAUUGCUACUGUGACAGCUGGUGGCUAUGCAUGGUGGGUGUUGUACGAUGGCGCGUACGACAUUCUUGGUGAAGUAUCGCCGUUGACCCAGGUAUUGCGGUUUGGCAUGCGCUUUAUAUGCAAUGGUGUAUUUUUGAAUUUCGCACACAACUGUGAAGGCUGGGAGCAUGAGCUAUAAUCGGGAAUGACAGUGGACAAGUACCUUAACCGCGGCAUUCAUCUGUGCAAUUAAUUACGGGCUGAAAGAUGCGUUUGGGCUCUCCUCCUUCUAGUCGACUGUUACGACUGUUAUGGGUACGACUGUUACGGGUAACCACCUUUGCGAAUAAGAAAGCGCACAUAGACACUUUGCCAUGUCGGGACGUUUCACAACACUCUAUUGGUUACUGGGUACAGCACACGUUUGUUGAGCCGUGCCGUACGUUUGGGUUUCUGCGACGGUGGUGCUUGAGGGGGCAAAGGUGCCGUUUUGUACUCACACAGUGAUUGUGCGACUGGAUUGCACGACACAUCGGCUUGCUGCGUUGCAUGCAACACUCGUGCAUGCGUGCGCGCGCAUCGUUUCCAUUGUAAAGGGGC